Messenger RNA from Hirsutella rhossiliensis, 1035 nucleotides. Its product is annotated as acetylesterase. Lineage: Eukaryota; Fungi; Ascomycota; Sordariomycetes; Hypocreales; Ophiocordycipitaceae. The record is from RefSeq and is a predicted model, not a curated record. Bases 1 to 1035 code for a protein of 344 amino acids. The transcript has 3 exons.
AUGGCGACGAAGCUCUUGUUGGCCGCGCUCGCCGUCGGCGCUUCCGUCGGCGCCACCCCUGGCCGUCAUCACCAUGCCGCCGAGAUGGACAACCUCAUCACCUUUGGCGACAGCUACACCGAUGAGGGCCGCAGCGACUACUUCGUCCGCCACCACGCGGCGCCCCCCGAGGGCCUCGUGCUGCCGCCCAACAACGCCACCUUCAGCGGCGGCUACGCUUGGAGCCGCCUCGUGGCCCGCCGCACCGGCGCCGCCUCGUACAACUACGCCGUGGCCGGCGCCAUGUGCUCCGACGCCCUCGUCGACCGCUUCGCCGACAUCAUCGGCGGGCCAUUUCCUUCGGUCCUCGACUACGAGGUCCCGGCCUUUGAGGCCGACGUGGCCGACGCCGCCAACCGCCGCCGCAGAAACAACAGCAGCCACCACCGUGACGACGGCGACGGCUCCCGGCUGUUUCCGGACCGCCGCCGCCGCCGCGCCGACAACUCCGUCUACGCCACGCUUGCCUCGUUUGCCGACUGCGUCUGGGCCGUCUUCGACCGCCUCCACCACGCCGGCGGCCGCCGCUUCGUCCUCGUCAACCAGCUGCCGCUCGAGCUCGCGCCCAUGUACGCCCGGCCCGGCGUCUUCGGCCAGGGCAGCGCGCGCUUCCUGCGAGACCCAGCGGCGCACAACGUGACCGAGUUCCGCGACAAGCUGCGCCAGUACACGACGGCCGUCAACACCAUGUUCGAGUACGGCGUGCCCUUUCACCUGCGACGCUGGCCCGACGCCGUCUUUUCCCUCCUCGACGCCCACGCCAUUGUCACCGACGUCCACGCAGACCCAGCCGGUUACCUGGAUGCGCCGGCCAACGCGACCGCGCCAUACCGCCGCUGCACGCAGGCCUGUGUCAACGCUCCCGAGCCGCUCUCGAGCUUCGUAUGGUUUGACGAGUUGCACCCAUCGGAAAGAAUGCAGGAGAUUUUUGCCAAGCACUUCACCGACCUUGUCGUCCACGGACGCUCCAAAUACGGGAAGCGUUAUCACGGUUAA